Cuculus canorus (common cuckoo) is the source of this 4390-nucleotide messenger RNA. RefSeq names its product FCH and mu domain containing endocytic adaptor 1 (gene FCHO1). The transcript is spliced from 29 exons. Gene Ontology annotation, biological process: clathrin coat assembly; clathrin-dependent endocytosis. The record is from RefSeq and is a predicted model, not a curated record. Lineage: Eukaryota; Metazoa; Chordata; Aves; Cuculiformes; Cuculidae. The coding region runs from base 192 to 3269 and encodes 1025 amino acids. Gene Ontology annotation, cellular component: clathrin-coated pit; plasma membrane; cytoplasm.
CCAGCGCGCGCCCCUGGCGCGGUCCCGGCGCGGGGCGGCGGCGGCGGCGGAGCGGGGCGGCACCGCAGACCCGAGGAUGAUCGGGGGGGCCCCGCAAGCCCCCCAGCACCCCAGGAGCCUGGUGUGUGCGCAGGGCGCCGGGAGCUGAGCUGGGGGGGCCCUGCGCCGCCGCGUGACCCCCCGCCACCAAGAUGUCCUACUUCACCGAGCACUUCUGGGGCGAGAAGAACCACGGCUUCGAUGUGCUCUACCACAACAUGAAGCACGGGCAGAUCUCCACCAAGGAGCUGGCUGACUUCGUCCGCGAGAGGGCUGCCAUCGAGGAGAACUACGCCAAGGCCAUGGUGAAGCUGUCGAAGAUGGCCACCAACGGGACCCAGCUGGGGACCUUCGCGCCGCUCUGGGAGGUUUUCCGCAUCUCCUCGGACAAGCUGGCCUUGUGCCACCUGGAGCUGAUGAAGAAGCUCCACGACCUCAUCAAGGAGAUCUCGCGCUAUGGCGAAGAGCAAGGCCGGGUGCACAAGAAGUCCAAGGAGGAGGUUUCGGGGACGCUGGAGGCUGUCCAGCUCCUGCACGGGGUGGCUCAGCUGCUCCCCAAGUCCAAGGAGAGCUACCACAGCAAAUGCCAGGAGUACGAGCGGCUGCGCAAGGAGGGCACCAGCCAGAAGGAGAUCGACAAGGCAGAGCUCAAGUCCAAGAAGGCGGGCGAGGCGCUGCGGAGGGCGGUGGACAAAUACAACGCUGCGCGCGCCGACUUCGAGCAGAGGAUGCUGGACUCGGCCAUGCGCUUCCAGGAGGUGGAAGAAGCCCACCUACGCCACAUGAAGGGUCUCAUUGGCUCCUACUCGCACUCCGUGGAGGACACCCACGUCCAGAUCGGGCAGGUGCAUGAAGAAUUCAAGCAAAAUGUGGAGAACAUUGGCACAGAGAUGUUGCUGAGGAGGUUUGCUGAGAGCAAGGGCACGGGGCGAGAGCGACCAGGAGCGUUGGAUUUUGACGAGUACCGGCUGGCGCCAGCGCAGGAAGGACCCAAAAGGAGCCGUAGUAAAGCUUUCCGGAUCCCUGGGUUGAGUCGAAAGGAGAGGGAUCGUGAUGCUGUGGAAUCCCCGGAUGCCGAGGUGGGCUGCCCGGAGGUGGACGAGGACGGAUUCACGGUGCGCCCCGACGUCUCACGCACCGAGGCGGAAAACCACGUCUGCUCCUCCAGUGACUCCGACUAUGACGAGGAUGAACCCCGCAAGUUUUACGUCCACAUUAAACCCGUGCAGCCCCGCGAGGCGAGCGGCAGUGCCGAGGCCACCGUGGAGCAGCUCAAGGCCACCGUGGGGAACCUCAUCCUGCCCCCCAGCUUUGGGGGCACCGUCAAGCGCCAGUUAUCCCGGCACGUGGCAUCCCUGACCCCGGCUACGAGCGAUGUGGAGCCUGAGGGGACGCUGGCGGCCGGUGACAGCGCAGGGAGGGGGUGUCCGGCGGCGCAGGGGAGCAGUGGCCCUGGCAAAGCCCCCGCAGACGCUGUGCCCCCCACUGCUCUCUUCGGACCCCCCCUGGAGUCGGCAUUCGAAGCGGAGGAUUUCCCGGCCCCCCCCCGCGCCUACGUCCUCACCUCUUCUUCCUCCCCCUUCUCCUCUUCCUCCCCGGAGAACGUGGAGGAUUCGGGGUUGGAUUCACCCUCACACCCCGCGCCCGGACCCUCGCCGGACUCGAGACCCUGGACGCCGCAGAGCCCCCUCCCCAAGCGGGGGGGCUCCAUGGACGCCCCACCGCCGCCGCCGCCCGCUGCCUGGGUGCCGCGACCCCGCAGCCCCGCCGGCCGCCUCCCCGAGCCCCCCAGCUUCGCCGUCUUCACCAGCGCCGGUGCCGAGGGGCUCUGGGAGGCCGCGGUGUCGGCACCCCGGGGGCGCAGCCGCUGCGCCAGCGGCCCCCUGCCCUUUGAAGCCCCCCCAGCCCGUGAAGCCCCCUCGCCUGACCCUUUUGGGGAGCCCCCGCCAUGGGGCAGAGCGCGCAGCCCCAGUGGGGACCACCCUCCUCUGCCCCGUCCUUCCUCCAACUCGGCCUCCUCUUCCUCCUCCUCGCCGCCCCCCCCCAGCGGGAGGGAGACCCCCAGCCCCUCGCCGUGGGGCGGCCAAGGCUCCGCCGUGGGGCUGACGGAGGGUGGCACGACGGCAGCUCCCGCGCCACAGCCGGAGCCCGACGCUCCCCCCGCCUGGCCCAGCGCAGCCCCCCGCGAGGUCCCGCUCGUGGCCCCCCCUCGUCGCUCCCGCUCCAAGAGGCCGGUGGCCGGCGCGGCCGCGGGCAGCAACACCGACCUGUCGCGCUCGCUGAGCCCCUCGCCCUCCUGGAGCUGCGGCCCCUCACACUCGGCGCCCGCCAGCCUGAGCGAGAGGGGCUUCUUCGCCGUCUCCCAGCCGGCACUCGGACUCUCGCGAGGUCCCAGCCCCGUGGUGCUGGGCUCGCAGGAUGCGCUCCCUGUGGCCACCGCCUUCACCGAGUACGUCCACGCGUACUUCAAGGGGUGCGAUGCCGACAGCUGCCUGGUGAAGGUGACGGGGGAGCUCACCAUGUCCUUCCCUGCCGGCAUUGUCCGCGUCUUCAGUGGGACCAUGGCCCCCCCAGUGCUCAGCUUCCGCCUGCUCAACACCGGUGCCAUCGAGCAGUUCCUGCCCAACGCUGAGCUGCUCUACAGUGACCCAUCCCAGAGCGACCCCAGCACCAGGGACUUCUGGCUGAACAUGGCAGCGCUGACCGGGCACCUGCAGAAGCAAGCGGAGCAGAGUCCGGCCGCCUCCUACUACAACGUGGCUCUGCUCAAGUACCAGUUCUCGCGAGCGGGCCCCGGCUCGGCACCGCUGCGGCUCUGCGUGCGCUGGGACUGCUCGCCUGCUGCCACGCGGGUCAGCGUCGAGUACGGCUACAACGCCAACGCCCUGGCCCUGCCCGUGCCCCUCGCCAACGUCCACGUCCUCCUGCCCGUGGAGGAGCCCGUCACCAACCUGCGGCUGCAGCCCGCGGCCAGCUGGAACCUGGAGGAGAAGAGGCUGCUUUGGAGGCUGCUGGACCUCCCCGGCGCCCCGGGACAGGGAGGCUGCGGCCGGCUCUCGGCCAGCUGGGAGCCCCUCUGUGGGCCCAGCAAGCCAAGCCCAGUGGCCGCCCAGUUCAGCAGCGAGGGCAGCACGCUGUCGGGCGUCGAGGUGGAGCUGGCGAGCACCGGGUACCGCAUGUCACUGGUCAAGAAACGGUUCGCUACAGGGAUCUACCUGGCGGGGUCCUGAGCCGCCCCCCCGCCGGACCCUCCGAGCUCUCCACGCCUCCCCUUUUGGUUGUGUGAACUGGAAACACUGGUCGGAGGGUGGCUGGGAAGGGGGUGCUGCUAGGUGGGAGCCCCCCCUCCUCCUCCUCUCCCUUCGGUACCCCCCCUCCCCAAUUCGGUGGUUGUCACCAUGUUGUCUCCUGCUGCCCCGCAGUCGGUCCCCUCCGCCCUCCCCUGUGCUGUGAUGGGAUUGGGAGCUGCUCUUUUAUUAAACACUUUUAUUUUCUAAUAACCCCCCUGCUGGCUCCCGCCUGCCUUCUGCCGCGGAACCCUCCAGACUCCUCCUUGGAAACGGGGCUCAGUGCGCAGCUCCCUGGGAGCUCGGCCAGGGGAAACUGAGGCACGGAGCCAGCAGCGCCCUUUCCUCGUGCCCGUGGGUGCUGCUGCCUCACCUGCGGUGGGCGGACAGAUGGACAGAGAGGGGGUCUCAUGGCACUCGGGAGUGGGAGGAUCCCCCCAGGAGAUCCCUGUGCCACAGGGGGGAGGAGUGGGGCGAGGAUGGCCCCGAGCUGGCUCUGUGGUUGAUAGGGUAUGGGGGUGCUGGGGGGUUCCUGGUUCUUUGUGGUGCAGCAGGUUCUGAUCUGGAGCUCCUGGGUGCUGGGAUGGGGCUCCUGCCUUGGGUUUAGGGGUGGCCAAAUCUGCUGGCUCUGCGACAAGGUUCUGGGGGGUUAUUUGGGGGGAUUCCUGGCUCUUCGUGGUGCAGUGGGAUCCAAGCUGGAGCUCCUGGGUGCUGGGAUGGAGCUCCUACCUUGGGUGAAGGGUGGAAUCACCGGCUUUGCAACAAGGUACCGGUAUCUCAGGGGUUCCUGGUUCUUUGUGGUGCAGCGGCUUCUGAUCCAGAGCUCCUAGGUGCUGGGAUGGGGCUCAUCUCCCACCCUGGACACUGCUGGGUGUCACCACACGCUUAUCCUGCUCCAGACCCAUUUCUACCUGGUUUUACCCCAGAUUUGCCCUCCUGUGGCCAGGGGAGACCCAAGGAAGAAUAAAUGAACCUGUGUUGUUAAUGAGGACGUGGGGUCUGGAGCCUUCCUGGGGGGCAGGGAGGACAGGGCUGGCUUGGGGGGGUUCAUGGGCUAAGGUUGC